AUGGAUGAUAAAAUACGACCUCUUAUAAAUCAAUCCAGAUCAAUUCUAGUUGAUAUUGAUGUACAUCUUCAAGCUAUUAAAGGAUUGGAUGAAAAAGAACAACUAUUAGAAUCAACGAUUUCCAUUGCAUGUCGCUGGAACUAUGAAACUUUAAUAUGGAACAAAUCGGAGUUUAGUGACAUUACGGGAAUAAAUAUUUCACCCAAAGAUUCGUGGAUACCUGAAUUAAUUGUUAGUAAUUCUGUAGAUUCUUUGUUUGUUCUAAAAGACAAUCGUGAUAAUAUGGUCAAAAUCAAAGUGCUGAGCAACGGAGACGCCACAUGGUAUACGGGUGGAAAUAUUCGAACGUCCUGUCACAUUGACAUUACAAAAUAUCCAUUUGACACCCAGACAUGCAUUAUUACAAUAAGUAAAACAGAACCAGAUAGUGAGGUUUUAAUAUCUGAUUCGGGCGAUAAAGUUACAACGAUAUUAUACAAAGAAAACAGUGAAUGGGAUUUGAAGAAAUCAGUUGUAAAGACCAGAGUGCUUUAUGGCUACAUUACGUUCAUUGAUAUAAAUUUAACCCUGUCACGUCACUCACUGUUCUACACUCUAAAUGUUGUCUUACCAGUGGCACUUUUGGGUUUUAUGACUGUUUUGUGUUUUAAGAUACCAGCGACUAGUGGAGAAAGUUUAAGCUUCAGUAUAGCUUUGCUUCUGACCUUCGUUGUGUUGCUUAAUUUGAUCAGUGAAUCGAUGCCAAGGGUACCUAAUCGUAUAUCGUACCUUCAGUUGUAUGUGAAUUAUCAACUGACAGUGGCCGUGGUUAUCACAACUUUGUCCAUUAUGUUGGUGAACAUGUCUUACUCAGAUAACAAAGCAAACGACCUCUACGCUUUAAAACUAUGCCUUUGGUGCUACAGUAACCAAAAGAUAAGAAAAACCGUCAUCCCAGAAGUCCUGAACGAAAUUGCAACGGACAAGGAUACUAACGGAAUGCCAAAUAUAGACUCGCAAUCCGACACGGAAAUUGACACUGACUCGUACUUAGAUAGACAGUCAGUGAUCCGUCAUAUAGGAAAGGCCCUGUUUUGGGUUUUCAUGACAAUGUAUAUACUGUCCACCAUUUUAUUCUUCAUUUGUGUUACAAUAUAG
Messenger RNA from Mercenaria mercenaria, 1137 nucleotides. RefSeq names its product neuronal acetylcholine receptor subunit beta-3-like. Bases 1 to 1137 code for a protein of 378 amino acids. Gene Ontology annotation, biological process: monoatomic ion transmembrane transport; signal transduction; regulation of membrane potential. Gene Ontology annotation, cellular component: membrane; neuron projection; synapse. Gene Ontology annotation, molecular function: extracellular ligand-gated monoatomic ion channel activity; neurotransmitter receptor activity; transmembrane signaling receptor activity. The record is from RefSeq and is a predicted model, not a curated record. Lineage: Eukaryota; Metazoa; Mollusca; Bivalvia; Venerida; Veneridae. The transcript has a single exon.